Molecule: messenger RNA, 2147 nt
Organism: Ziziphus jujuba (common jujube)
Lineage: Eukaryota; Viridiplantae; Streptophyta; Magnoliopsida; Rosales; Rhamnaceae
Product: receptor-like cytosolic serine/threonine-protein kinase RBK1
Exons: 8
Coding region: 388-1782 (464 amino acids)
Biological process (GO): protein phosphorylation
Molecular function (GO): protein kinase activity; ATP binding
Source: RefSeq, a predicted model, not a curated record
UUUUUUGCGAAAAAAAGGAAAAAAAGAGUAUAUUUUGUAAUACGUAGAGCAUAAGAGGAGGAGAUGAUGUAUAAAUAUAGCAUAUAUUCCAAUCAUCCUUAAGCUGGUUUACGCUAGCUGUGCUUGUCGAACAAAUAACCACAAACCACCUCUCAAAGAUAUACCAAUUUUUGAAAAACCUUCCCCAUUUUUCCCUCUGCUUACAUGUAGUUGGGAGGGGUUGGUUUUUGUUUUUUCUUUUCUUUUCUUUUCUUUUUCUUUUUGUUGUCUAUGGUUCUUCUGCAUUAGGCUUAUAGCGUCCUGGGUCUUCAUCUAAUUUGGUUUUUACAAUUUUUUUUUAUUUAUAUUUUUUUGUAAAAGUUGGGAAAACCCAGGAAGCUUGUGAGCAUGGUGGUGGAAGAGCCCGGAGGCGAAACAAAGGAAAACCCAAAUAUGGACUUUCACGGUGAUGUGAAGGAAAUGGAAAUUUCAGAUGACGAAGUAUCACCGAGAGGUGUAUUGGAAAACCCUGUAUCGAGUACGGAAUCCGAUCACAGUGGGCACAGCAUCAGUAGCCCAGGCUCGAGUCCGAACGAGAAAUCCUUAGUUCAACGAGCGCUUGAGAGUAAUGGGUCGCAGUGGAAGUCCAUGUUUGGUGCUCUGAAGAAGAAAUCUGUGAGACGGUUCUCAACAAUCCCAUUGUUGGCUACCAGCUACGAGAUCUCCAGGAAGAAUCUGAGGAGGAAAUUGGCUCGGAUUGGAGGCACCGAUGAAAAGAUUAGUGUUGAAGGUUUUCCUAUGACAAAGCCUUCAUGGAGGAACUUUGAGUAUGCAGAGCUUGCGGCUGCUACUGACAAUUUCAACCCUGAAAACUUGAUCGGGAAAGGGGGGCAAGCAGAAGUUUACAAGGGGCAUUUGGCCGGAGGUCGAGUGGUAGCAGUAAAAAGACUUAACAAGAAAGAGAAAGAAAAUGAAGAUAGAAUUGCUGAUUUCUUAUCAGAGCUUGGGAUCAUUGCACAUACAGACCACCCAAAUACUGCUCGGCUGCUUGGUUUUGGCAUUGAUGGUGGUUUGCAUCUAGUCCUUGAAUUUUCCCCACAUGGCAGCCUCGCUUCUCUGCUUUUCGGUUCACCAGAGUGUAUGGAAUGGAAGCUAAGGUUUAAAGUCGCACUUGGGAUAGCAGAAGGGUUGCACUAUCUCCAUCAUGAAUGCCAUAGGCGAAUUAUUCACAGAGACAUAAAAGCCUCCAACGUAUUGCUUACCAAAGACUACGAAGCUCAGAUUUCUGAUUUUGGACUGGCAAAGUGGCUCCCAGAAAAAUGGACUCACCAUGUUGUCUUCCCCAUUGAAGGCACAUUUGGAUAUUUGUCUCCAGAAUAUUUUAUGCAUGGAAUUGUGGAUGAGAAGACUGAUGUAUUUGCAUAUGGGGUUUUAUUGCUGGAGCUUAUAACAGGUCGUCGUGCAGUUGAUUCCCAACAAAGCCUUGUGAUUUGGGCAAAACCACUGCUGGACUCGCGCAAUUUUAAGGAACUAGUAGAUCCUCGAUUAGGAGAUGCAUUCGAUCGCGAAGAGAUGAAACGAACCAUGCUGACGGCUUCAAUGUGCAUUCACCAUCAAUCCAGCAAGCGCCCCUUCAUGACUCGGGUAAUUAAGCUACUGAAGGAUGAAGAUGGACCUAUAGAGCUGAAGCAGAAAUCUACAGCAGUGAGAUCACUGAUUUUAGAUGCUUGUGACUUGGAAGAUUAUACUUGUUCAAGCUACCUCAGUGACCUCAAUCGCCAUAGACAACUUCUAAUGGAGUAAUGAUAAUGCCAGCAUUAUUCCCGUUAGGCUACGAGUACCGCCACCACCACUGCCUCUGCUGCUUGGGCAGCUUGGUGUUGUUACUUUUGCGUGUGAAGGUUUUAGAAUGGUGUUAUUGGCCCUCUUCUGUAUGUAUUACGAGUUUGGAAGUCAAGGUUUUCACCAUCCUGCGUAGUGUGUAGCUGUCAAGAACAUGAAGGAUUAUGGUUUGUCAUGAAAAUAUUAUAAUGUAAAACAAACGCAUAGUGAGAGUGGAACUCUGAUUCCACAAAGCAACUAAUGUAAACAAGGAAAGAGAGAAAAAGUGUCAUUAACAGGGUGGUUUUACUGCAAUUUCACAUCGCCUGAAGAUCAAUUAUCAAUUA